AUGUUUUCUCCACUAAUUAAAUUAAACCACACUCAAACCAUAUAUGAUCGCAAUUACCUGCACAAACGCACAAAGAAAAGACACCGUCUUUUAUCAUACUUGAAGAUGGGUUUCGACAAGGAUACAAAAUACGAUAGACAAUUGCGGCUAUGGGCUUCUGCAGGACAGCAGAACUUGGAGAGUAGCUCAAUCUGUCUCGUUAAUGCUACAGCCACUGGUUGUGAAAUAUUGAAAAACUUGAUAUUGCCUGGUAUAGGCAAAUACACAAUCAUAGACGACUCAAAAGUAACCAACAAGGAACUUUCAUCAAACUUCUUCUUAAAGACAAGCGACAUGGGCAAAAAAGUCGCCGACUGUGUUAAGCGCAAUUUGGGUGAACUAAAUGCAGACGCUAAAGGUACCGCGAUAACCGACCCAGUAGAGAAAAUCUUAUCGUUUGACAAACUGGGCAACUUCUGGGACAGUUUCAACUGUGUCAUUGUGAGCGACUAUAUAUCAUGCCUCGAGGAGCUUAUUCAGAUUUUGUGGAGCAAGAAAAUUCCACUUUUGGUGGUCAACACUAUUGGCUUUUACGGCUCAUUAAACCUUUUGGCAAACGAGACAACCGUGAUUGAGACACACGAUCCUUCUAAAUUAUACGACUUGAGAAUUGAUAAACCAUGGCCAAAAUUGCGUGAAUAUGCCGACUCGUUUGACUUGGAUCUGCUCGAUGAUCAAGAACAUGCGCACGUCCCAUAUAUAGUAAUCUUUAUCAAGGCGCUUUACCAUUGGAAACUGCACCAUAACAAUAACCCCCCGCUGACAUAUGCAGAAAAGAAAUUAUUUAAAACGUAUGUCGAGUCCCUUUCGCGAAACAUAAAUUUGGAAACAAAUUUUAUUGAGGCGGUGCAAUCGUGUCACCGGGCUUUCCAAAAGACUGAAAUACCUGAAAGCAUCAAAAGUUUACUAGAAUUGAGCGAUGCGAAAAACUUGCAAAACUCAUCACCCACAUCCUUCUCUGCAACUACAUCUCCAUCAUCUGACUGCACAAUAUUUUGGGUAUAUAUUGCAGCAUUGAAGGAAUAUCUCAAAAACAAUGAUAAUAUUUUACCUCUACCUGGUAAGCUUCCAGAUAUGGCAUCCAAUACAGAAAAUUAUACAACACUAGCAAAGAUAUACCGAGAUAAGGCGCUUGAGGACCAGUCAACAUUUGCAAAUGAAGUUUACAAGAUCCUCGAAAAACAGAAAAAACCAAAAACAAUUGUUACCAAAGAGUCCAUUGCCACAUUUUGUAAAAAUACACAAUUGCUUUUCGUUACAAUUGGAUCCAAAAAUCUAAACUCGCCAAAACUUAUUGAGCAAUUCGAAACUGGCUCAUCGAGUGAAGUGUUGGGGAUAUAUUGGGGAAUCCUUACCUACAACGCUUACAUUAAGCAAUACAACGAGGCUCCAACGAUCAAGUACAUGGAUGACUUUAUUAGGAUAUACCAUGAUGAGAUCAAUCCAUCUGCACAGCAACCAUUGAGUGACACACUUCGAAAAAAAUUUGAAGAGAUCCUUACACAUAACUCGUCUAAUUAUCACAACUUGAGCAGUUUUAUGGGCGGAAUUGCAAGUCAGGAAAUUUUAAAACUCACAACGGCUCAGUAUAUUCCAUUGGACAACUUAUAUGUGUUUGAUGGAGUCACAUCAAGUAGUGAGCGAUUUAAAAUCCAAUAA
This is a messenger RNA of Lodderomyces elongisporus, 1698 nucleotides long. RefSeq lists its product as uncharacterized. Gene Ontology annotation, biological process: protein neddylation. The coding region runs from base 1 to 1698 and encodes 565 amino acids. The transcript has a single exon. The record is from RefSeq and is a predicted model, not a curated record. Gene Ontology annotation, cellular component: cytoplasm. Lineage: Eukaryota; Fungi; Ascomycota; Pichiomycetes; Serinales; Debaryomycetaceae. Gene Ontology annotation, molecular function: NEDD8 activating enzyme activity.